Messenger RNA from Prorocentrum cordatum, 230 nucleotides. The record is from the annotation of a GenBank genome assembly. NCBI's taxonomy places the organism in Eukaryota, Dinophyceae, Prorocentrales, Prorocentraceae.
GACACUGCCUGGCCCAGCUGGGGCGCACCGAGGAGAUCCGGGUGACCACCGACAUGCUGCUGUGCAACCCCAACAAGGGCUUCGGCUGGCAUCAGGACAACCAGAACGGCCCCAUCGAUUUCCCCGACGCCAUGCGCUGGUGGGUGGCCAUGGACAGGUGCGGGAUGGACGACUACGGCGCGCCCGAGUACCUGCUCGGCUCGCACAAAAACGAGAGCGUGAGCGAUCAG